UUGCAUGUGGUUUGGAAUAUGAAUUUUGUGUGUUACUACAUGGAGUCUUUAAAUGAUUUGGAGAUUUGAAAAUGUUUUGCGUAUACUGGAAGUUUUUUUCUUCACGUUUGUAAAGGUCCUGAUAAACAUUAGCUCUCAAACAGAUACCGUCGUACUGCUUCAUCAUUGUGACUUUCACUUCGGGCGUUGCGUCUGAAAUACUCAAUUUCGGGGCAAGAGUACUCCUUAAAAUUUGGAUUCCAAAAUCUAAG
Molecule: messenger RNA, 251 nt
Organism: Acanthoscelides obtectus
Lineage: Eukaryota; Metazoa; Arthropoda; Insecta; Coleoptera; Chrysomelidae
Source: the annotation of a GenBank genome assembly